Molecule: messenger RNA, 1571 nt
Organism: Ceutorhynchus assimilis (cabbage seed weevil)
Lineage: Eukaryota; Metazoa; Arthropoda; Insecta; Coleoptera; Curculionidae
Source: the annotation of a GenBank genome assembly
CAGUGUAUUAUCUUUUUAUUCGGAUUCCCGCCAUUUUACUAAACAUCAAUAAUCAACAUAACCUUUUUCCUUGUAUCAUUUAACUCAAAUAUUUUUUGAAAAAUCCGUUUAAUUUGUCAUUAUUAUUGUUUAUUUAUUAAUUUUAAGUUAAAAAAAAUGAGUUCUACAAAAAAGUACGAUAUUCCAGGCUACAUUCUCGACAGGGAAACUGGACUCUAUAGUCCAGGCAAUCUAGACGAAAUUGUACAUCUUUAUUCUGCAAGGAAAUCGCCUAGAAAUAUAACAAAGGCUAAUGGGCGAGCUUCCUCCCAAAUAGAUUCCAAAAAAACAGAGAGGGGCACAACUAAACGUCCUAUUUGUAAUGAUUUGCCAGGAUUUAUACGAGACCCUGAAACUGGCAAAUUCAAGGCAGUUCCAUUUGACGUUAAAGAUUUGCCUAUAUUCAAAAAUACUCCUGCAAAUGAAAAUCUUCAGCCAAAUAAAUUCCAAAAAAAUGAUCAGGGUGUUAGGAAGGAGCUUUUUACAAAACCCUUGCCUGUUGCUAGGAAUGCUAGGCCUUCUUUGCGCCAAAGUUAUUUAGCAAAGGGGAUAACAAAGCCAAAACCACUGAAAAAGUCUGCCUUACCUUCAAUAAUAAUAACCAAUAGUGACGACACCCAGUUGGCUGUACCUCUUCCGCCAACUCCAGUAUUGAACCUACGACCGCCCAAACAGCUAAAGCCUUCUUCGGAACCAAAAUCGGACGAUAUUUUAAAAAUUUCCAAAACCCAAGAGUUGAUUUUAGAAAAACUCGAAAACAUCUUUAAAUUAUGCCAAGAAAACAAUGAAAAACUGGAAAAAGUCCAGCAGGUUCAGCAACAGCAAGGUGAAGACAUAAAAAAAAUUCUGACGAUUGUUGCUACACAAGAAACUGUAAAAGAACGCACCCCUUUAAAACAAAAACUUUCCUCCCUUCACCCAAAACUAUACUCGACCAAACAAUCUGCUUCCAAAAAACCCUCUACAAACAUAUCCUCAAUUCAAGAAGAAGAAGACUUAAAAACACCAGAUUCCCAUGCAGAAACUGAUGAGUUUGUCAAAAUGGAACAACUUUGCAUGACCCCAAAAAACGCCUCCUUAACCCCUGUUUCCUCAGUUUGCAACUUAUUCAAAACCAUGGACGUUGAUGAAGAAUCCCCUAAAAGACGCUCUUUGAGACUAAAAGGAAAACUAAUAAUCGACAAUCAAGUAUCACCAAUAAUAAUGAAAUCUGAUGAUUUACGUAAAAAAACUCUAACUAGAAGUUUAGUCAAAAAGUAUCAAGCAGAUAGUCCUAAGAGUCCUAGGACUCAGAAGGCUUUUGAUAUGUAUGUGUCAACGAAAAAAGACUAUGGUUAUUUGUUGACGCCUUCUUUUUCAAAGGACAGGCCCUUAAGUGACAGCGGCAACAGCGCACGGAAGAGAAUUUCUCAAAAGGUGCAACAACAAUGCUUGUUGCUACAAGACACACCUUAGUGUUUAUUGUUUUCUUGCUGUAUUUUUGAGUUAAUUUAUUUUAUAUUUUUUUUCAAUAAAAGGAAUUUUGCGUUUGG